GUCUGCUCGUCUUACAAUGGCUCUUACGUUGGCGGUCGUUCUGGCAUGCGUCGGAGUCGUUCUAGGCUCCGUCCAUCCCCCGGCAUAUAGCCAUCACCUACAGCCGGCUUACAGUCAUCAUGCGUCUGCCUACGAGCACGGUUACUGCGACCCAAGUGCUGUCCCCGCCUGCGCUGCCAACUCCACUCUCUCCUACUGCUUGGAAGACGCUGAUUAUCCCGAGUACGAGAUCAAGGCUGCCAUCACUGCCGAUCACCUCUUCGCCAAGAAGUACGCUGACGUCGCCGACCAGUCUGCUGAUGACCUGGUACACAUGCUUACCAAGGACCAGGAGGAGGCUUUCGACUACUCUUACUACACUGUGGCCUCCACUGGGGACUCUCCUUACGAUGCCACCCACUGGGCUGGUCCUGAGGGCUACAUUUGUCCCUCCGAUGUGGUGUAUGCCAUGCCCAAACGUGCCCAGAAUGUGGACGGCAAGUGGCGUGUCAUUGUCAACGACGUUCACUAUUACAGUCAAACUGCCCGCUUGGAGACUUGUCUGUUCCCAGAGGCUGCUUGCCGCGCCCUUGCUCCUUGCUACCAGAGUCACUGCACCCAGAAGUCAGUGUACCACCGACUCCUAUCCUACGAUCCAUGUGACCCUUACAAGGGUCUCUUCAUCGACAUUUACAAGAUGCCAUCUGCCUGCUCCUGCCAUCUUCCCGCCUAACGCGCCACCACAACGCUCCUCAGCGAAGCGCCACUGUUCCACACACCAACAUUUAACACUCCAUAGCCACCAUGGAACCACCGACAAUCCCUGUACGCCCGCCCCUUAAAGCGAGAAGAGCACCUUACGUGACUGGAGAACUGCUUUCUUCAUGUACCGCCACUAGUCAUGCCAGAACUCUCGGGACACUGCCGCCGCUGCUCUCUCUCUACCCAUUUCAAUUUAUUUACCUUAUUAGCCAACGAAAGAUUGAUGCGAGAAG
Penaeus monodon (black tiger shrimp) is the source of this 974-nucleotide messenger RNA. RefSeq lists its product as uncharacterized. Gene Ontology annotation, biological process: regulation of Toll signaling pathway; central nervous system formation; innate immune response. The record is from RefSeq and is a predicted model, not a curated record. Gene Ontology annotation, cellular component: extracellular region. Gene Ontology annotation, molecular function: Toll binding; growth factor activity. NCBI's taxonomy places the organism in Eukaryota, Metazoa, Arthropoda, Malacostraca, Decapoda, Penaeidae. Bases 17 to 712 code for a protein of 231 amino acids. The transcript has 2 exons.